CGUAUACGCCUCCCGAAUAGACGAAAUCCCUGAUAACGCGGCACUUGCUUUCACUCCGCGGUGAAUGGGAAGCAGUCGAAUUCGAGACGGUUUAUUUCGGUAGUGCCUCCCCUUGUCUCUUCGGUCUGCCGCUUCGAGACACGCCGGUAGUUGACGGUCACGCUUCCCCACCCCCUUCCACCGGGCAGACUCGGGUACUACUAGCUAGCUAGGAAUGAGCAAGGAUGGCCAGCUCUGCAGCAGAGGAGAAAAACUUCCGACGGUUCCUGGAGCUCUUUCUCCGGGAGAUGAGCCCGCCUCUGCAGGAGAGCGCCCCGCUGCCCGCGCGCCCCUUGACGGACCUGGUGUGUGAGGACGAGGUGGAGGGGGAAUGUCUCGACUUGUGUCUGCAGCACCUCUACAAAUACAACUGCCCGUGCUCCCUGGCGGCGGCCUUGGCCAGAGCGACAUCGGAUAGCAUCCUGCAGAGUGACCUCACCAUCCACCACCUCAUCAAGAGUGUAGAAGACGGAGUCGACCCCUUGCCACAGAUCGAAGCCGUAAAGUUGGCUCGGCUGAUCUUCAACCGACUCUUCGACACGUGCUGCCUGUGGACCAAGGACCUGCCCUACCGCCGCCGCCCGCAGCCGUACUACGAGACCUCCAUCCACGCCAUCAAGAACAUGAGGCGCAAGAUGGAGGACAGGCACGUCAUCAUCCCCGACUUUAACACGCUCUUCAACAUUCAGGAUCAGGAAGAACAAGCGUUCUUUGCCGUGUUUGAUGGACACGGUGGCGUGGACGCUGCCAUUUAUGCCGCCAACCACCUCCACGUCAACCUAGCACGGCAGGAAUCCUUAAGCCAGGACCCCGGGGAGGCCCUCCGCCGCGCCUUCAAAAUCACAGACGAGCACUUUGUGAAGAAGGCUUCACGGGAGAACUUGCGCUGCGGCACGACGGGCGUGGUGACGUUCCUUCGUGGCCGGACGUUGCAUGUGGCCUGGCUGGGGGACUCGCAGGUCAUUCUGGUGCGCCGGGGAGAGGUGGUGGAGCUGAUGAAACCACACAAACCAGACCGAGAGGACGAGAAGCAGAGGAUCGAAGCUCUGGGCGGCUGCGUGAUCUGGUUCGGGACGUGGAGGGUUAACGGCAGUCUGUCUGUAUCCAGAGCCAUCGGCGACUCGGAGCACAAACCCUACAUCUGCGGAGAUGCCGACCAUAGCGUCUUCCCCCUGGACAGCUCGGAGGACUACCUAAUUCUGGCCUGCGAUGGCUUCUGGGACACCGUCAGUCCUGACGAAGCAGUACGGGUAGUCAGCGACCACCUCCAGGAGAACGCCGGCGACACCUCCAUGGUGGCCCACAAGCUGGUGGCCUCGGCCCGCGACGCAGGCUCCAGCGAUAACAUCACCGUCAUCGUGGUCUUCCUGCGUGACCCCCGCUCCCCGCCGCCCACCAGCACGGAGGACGAGGAGGAGGAGGUUGUGGCGGAAGGUGAGGCGGAGGAGGAGCCGGCGGCAGAGGCGGAGGACGAGCCAGAAGAGGAGGAGGAAGAGGAAGAGGAGACCAGCAGGGUAGAGCGAGGCGGCGGCGAAGGGGGCAGCACGGCGGACAACGGGGGGAAAAGCCGGGGCGGCUGGCCCCUGCAGCAGUGCUCGGCCCCCGCCGACCUCAGUUACGAAGACCGCACAGACUCCUUGACAGACAGAACCAGCCUCAGCCUCCUGGGGCCGGCGCUGGGGGGCCGAAUCUCUUUGAGCCUCCACCCCAGCCACCUUGAGAAACGCCCACUCAGGCGCAGGCCCCGCCUCCCUUACCAGGAGUCCAGUAUUGCCAGUUUUACGGACCCACUGUGGCCCCAGACCGCCUUGCUGCUAGGUCGGGUCGACAGCCGGAACCACAGGCUCGCUGGCGGUAGGCGUGGCCUCAGGAGGCCGCACAGCUUCACUGAGCCGCUAGCUUUUUUGCCAUGUGACCGCCUGCCGCCGCACGUGCAGCGCUACGCCACCUGGAGGCCGGGCGGGGCAGUGCCUCGACUGUCCCGCGAUACCGCCAUCUGAAGCACCUUCCUCGUUCAUUCAAGCCCCGCCUCCUAAGCCCGCCUGCCCGCCUCUGCCUUCAACAACACCGUGUUUUUGGUUUUUGUUUGGGUAGUUUAGGUGGUUGUGGCUCCUGCAUUCGUAACGUGAACAUUGAGUGGUUCUGUUUGUCACCAAACAAGCUUCGCUCCAAAGUUCCCUCAUGACGUCAUCGGUCAAGCUACCACUAGGGGGCGCUCGGCUCACCUUCUCAGGCCAUUCCGCUCAUAGCGCAUCAAUUCAUCCAUUCCUUCAAACAUGACUUCCAGUAGGAUGGAUUCCAGUGUUCUGAACUCCUGUUUCCAAGCCAGUGUCAUAUUGAGACGGAAUCAUGCUGCCUGCGGAGGAGUUGUGCCACAGCGUGAUGUAGCUCAACGCCGUCAUCUGCAAACCAGUUGAGAUGAGCACAGCGCCCCUGCUGGUCGCAGCCAAGUAGUGUACCUUUUUAAAAACAAAAAAACGUAACCACAAUCGAUUUCACACAAUCAGCCAAAGUGCGAAUGAUCAAAUCAUCAGUGAUGCCAUCGCUCAUUUACAGGCUAGCUGGGAGACGUUUGUAAGUUUAGCUUGAGUGCGCCAAUUCUUCAUUUGUCAUGUUCUCGCAGUUUGCCAUUUUUCCGCAUCGUCAUGGUCCAAUGAGAAGCAUGCACCCGCAUCUCUAUAUAUCACCACUUUACAAAAUAUACAUACAGUAUAUAUUUUACAAACAAAACCAAAACAAUCUGGUACGUGUUUAUCGUUGUAUGACGACACUAGCGUCUCUACUUCCGAGUGUGACCUCCUUAAAUGAAAUGUUUAAGAAGCGUCGUCACACUUUCAUGACUUUUCAGUGGAGACGGCGAAGGCACAAUCAACAUUCGUCAUUUUUCCGCAGAGCAGACUGAGCGUCCGAUUAAGCUUCUAAUGGCUUUGCCUCUUGUUCCUGUUGGUUUUUGUUUGUUAGCACCCCGAGGGGUACGCGCCAUACUGCCCCACCGCCACCUCCCAUUCCGUCACCGACCCCGCCCGUUGUCCGCGCACGGCUCGUCCACAGAUAAAAGCACUUAAAGGCUGGAUUAUAAAAGAUUAGUAGUCACUUACCUGAUUAGACGCGCUAUCAUGCAGAUUUAGUCCUGUUGUUUCAUGGCUUUUCGGACGAGGACAAAGGGUGGUUUGGGAUAGAUAUGUUUUGCAGUUUACACCGGCGGAUUAAUUGUUAGCGCCGCAAAUCGCAAACACGUGCCUUCUCCCCUGAAAGUCGCUAAUACGUCACUGUUAGCGUCUUCAUUUGAGCGGUAGUGCAGUACUAGUUGUCUGUAGCUAGCUAGCUAGCUAGCUAUACAACAACUGAAGUCAAACCAGCCAAGCUACGUUGCAGUCUUCACGCGAGGCUGAGAUGGACAUCACCAAAUUGAGUUGUUUUUAUUCCGCGCUAGGGCAACAGCGCUUUGUGUCUGUAAAUAAACUUGCCGUGCGAACAUCCACGAUGCUACGUACCAGUACCUCCUCUGAUGCUCAUUCCUAAAUAAUAUAACCACAUAAUCGCCCAUCAGUGUUUAACAUGACAAGACCGACCGAUUGUCACAUACUAAUCCAAAUUUACCUCUUAGCUCCCUCUAAUGAAUAUUGGCCAUUCACGUGCUUAGCUUUUCAUAUUUAGUGUGAAUAUUUUUCUCGGAAACGGUCAUUUCAUUUCAUCCAGAGGUCAGCGGUUGGUCGGGGGGUGGAUAGAGCUAAUAAUUAGCUCCCGUUUGGGCGACUGUUUUAGUUCAACACUUGAUUCCUAAUUCUAGAUUUUACUGUUACACAAAACGGGCAGGAAAACAAAAACACCUGUCCUCAGUGAUGAAUUUCACAUGAUUCAUUUCACACUGAUCUUUAGCUCGCAAGCUAAAAGCUAAAUAUCAGUGUUCCACUUGCUUGGUGGAGGGAACAGGUGAGAAAGAUAACAAGCCAUGAAGUAUCGAAGUGUUUGGGAAGUCACUGGAAAGAAGACAUCUUUGUGAGUAGAGCGCCAUCUGUUUGUCGAAGAGGUUCUCCUGGGAAUAACAAACAUCCAGCUUCAAAAACUCCAGCAACGUGUUUCCGCCUUAAACGACAUCUUGCCAAUCAGAUAUCUAUCACGCGUGCGACUAAUGAGCAGGUUCUUUUCAAAGGUUUUUCAAAACUAACCAAUGUAGUCUCACAGCGUCAACUGUAUGAGCAAUAAAGUUUCCUCGUAGAAUUCCCGUUGGAAGUUCCAAGGAAUAUUCAUCCUCCGUAAGAUGUUCCUCUGGGAGCACUGCCCCUCCCCCCUCCCAAACAUCAUACAAAUAGGCACUGUCUAAUUAAAAUAGCAACAAUAGUUUUGUGAUUUUCCCCAUGCAUUACGGUAAUAUUCCCUGUGACGCAAACAAAAGGCUUUUAUCUGUCAACAAAUGUGUUAGAACGUCUAUCAAUGACUCACCAUUGCACAUUUGAGGACAUUUAUGAGCGUAUGUUGAGAGAUAAAAGCUUUGGUUGUAGAAAAUCAAAAUGUUCCUUUUUUUAUUUACCGUAAUUCACAUUCUGUAUUGGCAAUUCAUUUUUGUUGGCUGUAUAAGAGCCCUCCUUGACACACAGAAAAUAUUUUUUUCUUAUCUCUGUAAGCAAUAAACUGCGUUAAUGUAAAAAAAAAAAAAAA
Molecule: messenger RNA, 4698 nt
Organism: Dunckerocampus dactyliophorus (ringed pipefish)
Lineage: Eukaryota; Metazoa; Chordata; Actinopteri; Syngnathiformes; Syngnathidae
Gene: ppm1e
Product: protein phosphatase, Mg2+/Mn2+ dependent, 1E
Exons: 8
Coding region: 225-2039 (604 amino acids)
Biological process (GO): negative regulation of protein kinase activity; protein dephosphorylation
Molecular function (GO): cation binding; protein serine/threonine phosphatase activity
Source: RefSeq, a predicted model, not a curated record